GAAAUUAGAAGGUCAACGAACUUCCAAUCCCAAGUAAGACUUGAAUUUUUGAAGAAGUGACUUUCACUUGAGCAAAACUCCAAAGUCCGAAACCCACCAAAAAUCCGAUCAAACCAACCGACACUCUCACUAACCGGUGGGACCCACUCAACGGGCAUUAAUUUCACCGUCACCGACGUCACAGAGAGAGAAAGAAGAGAGAGAGAGAGAGUUUUGCUAUACUAACAUGGCGGCCGUGGUAUCGGAGAAGAUGGUAGAUCCGACGACACCAACCUCCGCCCCUCCAAUUUCACAAUCCAUGGAUAAUAUCAAUAAUUACUCCGGCGACUCGCCCUCCGGUUCUCCGCCGCGCGAUGCUCCCGAUCGAUCUUACUCCUCAACUCCCAGCCCUUCCCGGCAGCUCGACCCUCAGAGUCAACUGCUAACGAGAGUUGAAGAAUAUCGGCAGCUAUUUCGUCUUCCACCUGACGAAGUUCUCAUCCAAGAUUUCAAUUGUGCCUUGCAAGAGAAUUUUCUUCUCCAGGUAAUGUACUUUUUUUAUGUUGGCCUGUUAGUUUAUGAACAUGCUGUAAGUGAAAUAUUACUUGUUCUGUUUGACAUGUUCUCUAUUAUGUUGACAUUGAUUGGAAUUAUUAAUUUUCAGAAAAUUAUUGCGUUUCACGAAAUCACAGCUGUACGAAGAGCCAAAGCAGUAGCUGUUUUUCCAACGGCUAUAGAAAUAAUGGCGGGGGGAAAGAAGUAUUUCUUCACCUCUUUUUUAUUCCGAGAUGAUGCUUUUAAGCUCAUCAAUGAAGGUUGGCUGCAGCACAGUAAUGGGUCUAAGGAAAUUGAAGAUCAGCAGCAGGAGCCAGUGUCUGAUAUAAGCAGCCAGGAGAAUGGCAGUUCAUUAGUUGAAGAAUUUGGUAGUUCCAGACAAUCUGUGGAUGACUCUGAAAUCGUUGAAAGUGAUAAGAAUGGCUCCGUAUCAGAGUCCAAACAUAUCCGUGAUAGUGAACCUGAAAUUGUCUCCACAUCGUUAGUCACGGAAGUUAGGGAAGAAACAAAUGUAGAAGCUGCUCCUGUUAUUGAGUGUUCAUCAUCAGUAAAAUCUUCCGGUUGGGAGCCUGAGGAUACUGAUGCACCUGGAGUUCCUGAAGGCUACACGAAAGUUGCGGAAACACAUUUUCAGCUACCUGUAGAAGAGCUCUUUAAAAUAUUCGUCUCUGACGAUGGUGCCGAUUUUCAUGAGUCAUUUCAUAAAAAAUGCGGCGAUAAAGAUUUCAAGUGUACGCCAUGGCAUCCUCAUGAAAAAUUUGGGCACACUCGUGAUGUAUCAUUUCAACAUCCAAUUAAAAUCUAUUUUGGUGCAAGAUUUGGUAGCUGUAAAGAGAUUCAGAAAUACCGAGUCUAUAGGAACAGUCAUUUGAUUGUUGAUACUUCACAAGAGAUCACUGACGUACCGUACGGUGACUACUUCACUGUUGAGGGCCGCUGGGAUGUAGAGAACGAGGGCAAUGAUUCGAAGCCUGGUUGUGUAUUAAGGGUUUACAUCAAUCUGAACUUUUCAAAGAAAACAAUGUGGAAAGGCAAGAUAGUGCAGUCUACAGUAGAAGAGUGUCGAGAAGCUUAUGCAAUCUGGAUAGAUCUUGCACAUGAAUUGUUGAAGCAGAAGAACCUAGAGAAGGAAGAAGGAGGUGUUCCAUCUAACUUGAUUUCAAGCGGCCAAGUUCAACCGGAAAAACUUGCAAACACCACCCAACAACAACGCGUGGAAACAAGUCCUAGUGAACUGAGAGUAUCGCAAAUCGUACCAGAUCUGAUGGACACGAACCACAGAGUCAAUGCUCCUCCACAAGGAAUUGUAGGCGAGGUAGUCGCUGGAUCUUUCUUAAGAGAUACCGUCGCCAAAUUCUCCACAUCUUUAAAACACCAGAGCACCUCAUCCCUACUUCUGGUCAUCAGCAUUGCUGUAAUUCUCCUUCUAAUGCAGAUAAGCAUCCUCGUGUUGUUAAGUAGGCCCCAGCGGAUCCACGUUAUUCCUCAACAAGGGUGCAUGAGCACCGGAAUGAGUGAAAGCAGGGGAGAAGUACUCGCCUCGAUAAAUAAGCAAAUUAAGUAUCUGAAAGAGGAGAUGCAUCUCGUCGAAACAUUACUGGAGAAGAUGCGAAAUGAGCACUCCCAAAUCAAAGGGAAAUUGAGGGAUUUAGAGCUCUUUAGGAACCAGAGAUUCUAACGAAAUAUGUUGGUUUUUUUCUUCAGGUAAAUAAUAAAUAUACGUUUUGUUGUAAAUCAGAAUUAAUAAAAUUUUGGACUGCACAUCAAAUUGUAAUUCUCCAAAA
This is a messenger RNA of Erythranthe guttata (spotted monkey flower), 2318 nucleotides long. NCBI's taxonomy places the organism in Eukaryota, Viridiplantae, Streptophyta, Magnoliopsida, Lamiales, Phrymaceae. The record is from RefSeq and is a predicted model, not a curated record.